AGAAGAGGAGUCAGUUACUUCCCUUGGACAAACUUCACUACAGCGGUACCCAAUUAAAAUUUGUUUUAAAAAUAUAAAGACGAGAAGAUUUAUUACAAACGAAUUCAUUUAACAUUCCGUUACGCUCGCUUCAUUUGCACAACAUGUCUUGUCUUGUGAAGAACAGACUUGUGUAUCUAGCAGCACUACAUAGUAGAAGUUGCCACACUGUUGUAGCCAAGUCUGCUGUUGUAACACAGCCUCUUAAUUUCCUAAAUGGGAAAAGGAUGGAACCUGUGAAUACAGAUAAACAACAACAGUUCCCACUUCAGUAUCCAGCCACAGGUGAAGUAUUGAAGACAGUACAGAGUUCUGGAGCUGUUGAUGUAGACAUUGCAGUAACCGCUGCUAAGAAUGGGCAGAAAAUUUGGGCGAGUAUGUCUGGAUUUGAAAGGGGACAGGUACUGAAACGUGCAGCAGACAUAUGCAGGUCAAAGCAAGAAGAGUUGGCAAGAGCAGAGACAUUUGACACAGGAAAGCCAAUAUGGGAAGCAAGAUUUGACAUACAGGGCUGUUCAGAUUCUGUAGAAUACUAUGGGGGACUUGCUUCAACUAUAUCAGGUGAAUUUUUACAGUUAUCAAAGAGAAACUUUGCGUACACAAUAAGAGAGCCCCUGGGAGUUGUUGGGGGUAUAGGGGCCUGGAACUACCCCUUUCAGAUGGCUACCUGGAAGUCAGCACCUGCGCUUGCAUGUGGCAAUGCUUUUGUUUUUAAACCCUCCCAAAUGACUCCACUGUCUGCUGUUAUGUUAGGGGAGAUCUAUAAAGAAGCUGGCCUACCAGAUGGAUGCUAUAAUGUUGUGCAGGGUGAAGCAGAAACUGGUCAAUUAUUAUGUAAUCACCCUUCAAUAGAUAAAAUGACCUUUACUGGAAGUGUUCCUGUUGGUUCAAAGGUUAUGGAAGCCUGUGCAAAGGACAUCAAGCAUGUGACACUGGAACUUGGUGGGAAAUCCCCCCUUAUUAUUUUUGAAGACAGUCAUUUAGACAACGCUGUGACUGGGGCCAUGUUAGCCAAUUUCCUUACCCAGGGACAGGUGUGUUCAAAUGGUACCCGUGUAUUUGUACAGAAGAAAAUUUUGAACCAGUUUCUGGAGAAGCUAGUUGAACGGACAAAGAAGAUGAAAAUAGGGGAUCCCUUUGCUGAAGAUACAACAGUAGGUGCCACAAUAUCCCGGCAACAAGCAGACAAAGUGCUUAGUUACAUUGACAUCGCAAAGAAAGAGGGUGCUACAGUAUUAUGCGGAGGAGAGGAGGUAACUCCUGAGCCAAAAUAUUCCAAAGGACAGUUUAUCUCGCCUUGUGUGCUAUCCAAUUGCCAUGAUGACAUGACUGCUGUUAAGGAUGAAAUAUUUGGUUCUGUGAUGUCAGUUUUAGAGUUUGACUCAGAGGAAGAAGUUAUAGAUAGAGCCAACAAUACAGAGUUUGGUCUUGCGGGGGGUGUUUUUACAAGAGAUUUAUGUCGAGCUCACCGUGUUAUAGCACAGAUGCAAGCAGGAUCUUUAUAUGUAAACAAUUACAAUGUGUAUCCAGUUGGUGUGCCAUUUGGAGGGUAUAAGAAAUCAGGCAUUGGUCGAGAAAAUGGACCAGAAGCUAUAGACUAUUACAGUCAAGUGAAAUCUGUUUAUGUUGAAAUGAAUGAUGUUGAAGCACCAUUUUAGUGUUUAGUCAUGUUAAAUACUGGUAGAGAUGAAACUUGAAAACUUCAGACUCAAGUUUUCUUCUUCUUUUUUUGCAUUAUAAUAUGAUAGCUAAGUGCACCAAUAUUCUAAAAUAUGUAUGUAAUUUUUAGUUCACCUGUCACAUAGUGACAAGGUGAGCUUUUGUGAUCACCCUUCAUCCAUCGUCAGUCCGUGUGUCCGUCCAUCAACAAUUUCUGGUCUGCACAAUAGUGGUUUCAUUUAUGAUUUUAUUUUAACCAAACUUGCACACAAGUUGUAUCACCAUAAGAUCUUGGUUCCUUUCUUGAACUGGCCAGAUCCCAUUAUGAGUUCCACAGUUAUGGCCCCUGAAAGGCCCAAAAUUAGCUAUUUUGACCUUGUCUGCACAAUAGCAGCUUCAUUUAUGAUUAGAUUUUUACCAAACUUGCACACAGCUUGUAUCACCAUAAGAUCUUGAUUCCUUUCUUGAACUGGCCAAAUUCCUUCAUGGGUUCCAGAGUUAUCCAGAAUUAGCUAUUUUGACCUUGUCUGCACAAUAGCAGCUUCAUUUAUGAUUUGAUUUUUACCAAACUUGUACACAACUUGUACCACCAUAAGAUCUUGGUUCCUUUCUUGAAUUGCCCAGAUUCCAUUAUGGGUUCCAGAGUGAUGGCCCCUGAUAGGGCCAGAAUUAGCUAUUUUGACCUUGUCUGCACAAUAGCAGCUUCAUUUAUGCUUUGAAUUUAAUCAAAUUUGCACAAAACUUGUGUCACCAUAAGAUCUUGAUUCCUUUCUUGAACCGGCUAGAUCCCAUAAUGGGUUCCAGAGUUAUGGCCCCUGAAAGGGCCAAAAUUAGCUAUUUUGACCUUGUCUGCACAAUAGCAGCUUCAUUUAUAAUUUUAUUUUAACCAAACCUGCACACAACUUGUAUCACCACAAGAUCUUGGUUCCUUUGUUGAACUGGCCAGAUUCCAUCAUGGGUUCCAGAGUUAUGGCCCCUUAAAGGUCCAAAAUUUGCCAUUUUGGCUUUUGCAGCCGUAUAGAAAUUUCAUGUAUGGUUUGAUUUGAUACAAACAAUAAAUCUUGGAUUCCAUGAUGAAUCUGUCAGAUCCAAUUGUAGCUUCCAGAGUUAUUUUAUAUCUGAUUACCUCUCCUGAUUGUAAUCAAAAUGGAUAUAUAUCAGUAAGUACUUAUAGGACUUAUUUGAAAUUUCAUUAUUGUCAUUAGUUGGACUGAGACAAUCAGGGUAGAUAACUAUGGACUGAUUUUAUGUUAUAUUACCUCCCUUCAUUUCAAAUUAAAAUGGGUAUAUCUCUGUAACCAAUGAAGAUAAUGAUCUGAAAUUUCAUUUAUGUCGACAGAUGGACUUGGUCAAUCAGUGAAGAUACAUAUUGACUGAAUUUAUGACAAAUUACCUCCCUUCAUUUUUUAUCUAAAUGAAUACACCUUUAAUAGCAGCUUCUAAUGAGAUUGGUUUGAAACGUUUUUUGUCUUCCAUGGUACGAAAUAGUCAUAUUAGAUAACUCUUGAUUGAACAUUUAUCAAUAUGAAUACUUUAUUAAUAUAUUGUUGUAUAGGCUUGUACUCUAUAUCUUCUACAUGCAUAUACCAAUGCAUGAUUACCUCCCCUGAUUUUAAUAAAAAUGGAUUUAUCUGGGUAAAUAUUUAUAGAACUAAUUUGAAAUUUCAUUGUUGUCUUUAGCUUGACUGAGGCAAUCAGGGUAGAUAGCUAUGGACUGAGGAAUAGUCAUGUUAGUACAAAAAUGCAGCAUUUGAGUCUAGGACCCUCAAACUUGGUAUGGAAAUUGGCCCUGACUAGGUCAAAUGGGACUGUUACAAGAAAAUGGUUAUCCUGAUGAUAUUUAAUGUGUAUGCCUAUGUGCUCUAUGUUAAAACUUGAUCAUAUCAUUUUGAGCAGUGGUACUCAGGUGAGCAAUAUAGGGCCAUCAUGGCCCUCUUGUUGUUCAUUGCCUUAUGAAAACAGAAAUAUUCAUUAUUUAAAAAAUUAUCAUCUAAAACUUUCUGAAGCAAAAUGGACCUGUAUUAACAAUUUUUUAUAUGCCCAAAGGGAUGUAUUAUGUUAUACUCCUGGUGUCCGUCUGUCUGUCUGUUAGCAAUUUUGAAGGAUUUCAAAGAAACUUGACACAAAUGUUCAUGACAUCGAGACAAUGUGCAGAGCACAUGUUCUGGAUAGCGCUUCAUGGUCAAGGUGACACUUAGGGAUCAGUAGUCAUAUGACUUUGUUUCGUGUCUGUUCUGCAACUCUUGAAUUGCUUGAAGGAUUGUAAACAAACUUGGCAUAAAUUUUCACCACAUCAAGACAACAUGCAGUGCGUAUGUUCUGGAUAUCUUGCUCCAAGGUCAAGGUCACACUUAGGCGUCAAAGGUCUCCCCUCUUGAACCCCUUGAAGGAUUUCUUAGAAACUUUACAUAAAUGUUCACCACAUCGAGGCGAUGUGCAGAGCACAUGUUCUGGCAGGCUGAUGUUGCUCCGCAUUGCGGUGCUCUUGUUAUCUAUUAAGGACUUCACUAAUUAUCAAAAAGGGAAAAUUUCUGUUUUUGAAACUGACAAAGAACUGAACACCAAAUAUGCAGUAUACAUGUAUGCCCAAAUAAGCAGGUCAGAACCGCAUAUAAGGAAACAUUUGAUCAUUUUUAGCCCACCAUCAUCAGAUGGUGGGCUAUUCAAAUCACUGUGUCCGUGGUCCCUCGUCCUUCAGUCUCUAACAAUUUCUCGUUAUCGCAUCUCUUCAGAAACUACUGGGGGGAUUUUGACCAAAUUUUGUCAGAAUGAUGUAUUGGUACCCUAGUUGUGUCACCCUGAAAAUCAGACUGGUUCAACAAUUUUUGAGUGAGUUAUGUCCCUUUGUUUUUUUUAGCUCACCAGAGCACAAAGUGCUCAAGGUGAGCUAUUAUGACCGGUCAUUGUCCGGCGUCCGUCGACACCAUCGUCCGUCAACAUUUACCUUGUGAACACUCUAGAGACCACAUUUUUGACCCAGUCUUUAUGAAACUUGGUCAGAAUGUUUGUCUUGAUGAUCUCUAGGUCAAGUUCGAAACUGGGUCAUGUGGGAUUAAAAACUAGGUCAGUAGGUCAAAUCAUAGGAAAAGCUUGUGAACACUCUAGAGACCACAUUUGUGAACCAAUCUUUAUGAAACUUGGUCAGAAUGUUAGUCAUGAUGAUCUUUAGGUCAGGUUGAAUCUGGGUCAUGUGGGGUCAAAAACUAGGUCAGUAGGUCAGAUCAAAGGAAAAGCUUGUGAACACUCUAGAGACCACAUUUUUGACUCAAUCUUUAUGAAACUUGAUCAGAAUGUUGUCUUGAUGAUCUCUAGGUCAAGUUUGAAACUGGGUCAUGUGGGGUCAAAAACUAGGUCAGUAGGUUAGAUCAAAGGUAGAGCUUGUGAACACUCUAGAGACCACAUUUUGACCCAAUCUUUAUGAAACUUGGGUCAGAAUGUUUGUCUUGAUGAUCUCUAUGUCUUAAAAACCAGGUCAACGGUCAAAUCAAAAGAAAAGCUUGUGAACACUCUAGAGGCCACAGUUGUAAUCAAAUCUUUACGAAAUUUAGUCAGAAUGUUUGUCUUGAUGAUCUCUAGGUCAAGUUUGAAACUGGGUCAUGUGGGGUCAAAAACUAGGUCAGUAGGUCAGAUCAAUGGAAAAGCUUGUGAACACUCCAGAGACCACAUUUUUGACCCAAUCUUUAUGAAACAUGGUCAGAACAUUAGUCUUGAUGAUCUCUAGGUCAAGUUCGAAACUAGAUCAUGUGGGGUCAAAAACUAGGUCAGUAGGUCAGAUCAAUGGAAAAGCUUGUGAACACUCUAGAGACCACAUUUGUGGCCCAAUCUUUAUGAAACUUGGUCAGAAUGUUUGUUUUGAUAAUCUAUAGGUCAAGUUUGAAUCUGAGUCAUAUGGGGUUAAAAACCAGGUCAACGGUCAAAUCAAAGGAAAGGCUUGUGAACACUCUAGAGUUGUAACCAUAUCUUUUUUUUUUACGAAAUUUAGUCAGAAUGUUUGUCUUGAUGAUCUUUAGGUCAAGUUCAACUCUUGGUCAUGUGGGGUCAAAAACUAGGUCAGUAGGCCAGAUCAACUCUGGUGAGCGAUGUAUAGGGCCAUCAUGGCCCUCUUGUAUUAUUUCUAAUAUAAUUUUAUAUCCAGUGCCCCUCCAAGUAGUUAACUGGUUUUUUAUGGCCUUACCUGUAGAAGGGUCAUAAAGUCUGCAGACACUAAUGAGAUAAUGAUUCAAGUUGUUUAUUAUUUUCCUAUUACACCUCAGCAGUGAAUGGACUACCCUAGUAGAUUGAUGAUUAAUUUGUUUAGUACUCAGAUUUCUGGGUUUAAUUAUUAGUUACAAUAUAACAUAUGAAUUCUUUGCUUCCUUAAUAGGAAAAAAAAAUUGCAUAAAACUCAUUAAUGGUGUAAUCUCUCUUGUUUAGGAUAUGGGUUUAAGGUUUCGAAGUAGGCCUUGAGAAACAACACCAAACCAUAGAAAGGAAGAGUUGUCCCCCUUUGAAAAUGAAUACCAUUUGUAAAUAAAUAAAGAUAAACAAUUGCUGAAAACUGUGUUCCACCUUGUUAUGCGAAAUUUCACCACUCGCUAUUGCAAAUGCAUCAAAACGAACAUGUGUAACUGUUCUUUGAAAAUGGCGAGUUUUUAAAGGCAUUUGACUGUCCGGAAGUGGAGCUCCUUUAGGUAGUCCUUUUCCGGAAUUCAAUGUUUAUAUCAGUAUACUGACACUUGUUUCAUAAAGUAAUAUACAUGUUUUACAUGCUGUUCAAUUUUCAUGUCAAACAACUUUUUCUUUCUAUGAUUUGGUGUUGUUUGAUUUUUGUUUCUCAAGGCCUACUUCGAAACCUUAAUUAUUAGUUAUAAGUAAUUAUAAUGUGCAAUCUCUGUUUCCGUAAUAAGAAAUAAAAAAUGCAUAUAACUCA
Messenger RNA from Mercenaria mercenaria, 6607 nucleotides. Its product is annotated as 4-trimethylaminobutyraldehyde dehydrogenase A-like. The transcript has 10 exons. Lineage: Eukaryota; Metazoa; Mollusca; Bivalvia; Venerida; Veneridae. The coding region runs from base 144 to 1697 and encodes 517 amino acids. Gene Ontology annotation, molecular function: aminobutyraldehyde dehydrogenase (NAD+) activity; 4-trimethylammoniobutyraldehyde dehydrogenase (NAD+) activity. The record is from RefSeq and is a predicted model, not a curated record.